GGACGGUGUUUGUUAGUACUACCUGGUACGAGAAACAGCAUCAUAAGUCAUAACAAAAGCAACCAGAAUGAACGAGAAACAAACACCUGAGUAGUGAGUAGUGAGUAGUGAGUGAGUGAGUCAACACUAGUCAAACUCAAACACACUCACAACAAAACCGUUUCCCCAAACCCUUAACUCGUUUCAUUUUUCUAACAAACCAUAGAAAUAUAACCCUUUCUUUCUCCUCUGCGUUUUUUUCCAUGGCUGAGCACCGCGUCUCCGAACCUCUCCCAGUGGGACCCACUCAGCUUGGAAAUAACGAUGAAAGAGACCAACACGAAAAAAAACGAGUCGGUGAAUCUCCACGUGUCACCGAGUCUAAACAAAACGAUUCAGCGAGUUCUAUUGAACACUCGGUAGUGCGAAAUUCAGAAACCCUAAUUGUUCCUCCAUCUUCGAUUUUGCAGAAACAGAGUUUCGACGCAGAUUUGCAGGGGAUCCCUAAUUCGCUGAAUUCGUGUGAUAAAGCUGAAAAUAAGGAAACAGUUGGACCUCCUGAAAAGGAAAUUACUGCAAGUGAAGCAGCCCCGACACCUCCAACUCCGACUGAAAAUCAGCUUCAAAUGAUUCUGUAUUCAACUCCACUGACUGAAAUACCACCAAAUUCUGUUACAAAAUCUUUUUCACCUGUUUCUAUUUCAACCAUACAAAUAUAUAAAAUGUCUCCUCCAAGCGUUAGUAACACACCUGUACCAGUAGUUGACAAAAAAUAUCCUUCUGGCGGUAAAGCCUUAUCUUCAGUUUCUGUUGCGAGGACAUCAGCAUCUGAUGGAUACAACUGGCGGAAAUAUGGUCAGAAGCAAGUUAAGAGUCCUACUACAGGUUCUCGAAGCUAUUACAGGUGUACUCAAUCAAACUGUUGUGCUAAGAAGAUUGAAUGCUGGGAUCAUUCAGGUCAUGUGAUAGAGACUGUAUAUAAAAGUGGGCACAGUCAUGAUCCCCCGCGGAAGACUCUUUCCCUUAGGGAAAGUAAGUUUGCAUCUCCCAAAGAACCUACUGCAGAGAACAAUGUUUUAGUGAAGUAUGUCAAUGUUCUGAAAGAUUCUGAUCCGUCCACAUCUUCCAAAGCUCAAGAAGCACCUUAUAGUGCUGACAAGGAACCACAAAACUCGUCUAAUAUCAAUGGUAAUGGUAAAGUUAUUUUGAAGGAGGAACAUCUAGACAAGCCAGAGCCAAAACGAAGAAAGGAGAAAGGCGACUUAAUUCAACCAGAUUCUCCUGUAAAACCUGGAAAGAAACCCAAGUUUGUUGUACAUGCAGCCGGAGAUGUGGGGAUAUCAGGUGAUGGAUACCGAUGGCGCAAGUAUGGGCAGAAAAUGGUGAAGGGUAACCCACAUCCCAGAAACUACUACAGAUGCACUUCUGCCGGAUGUCCUGUCCGGAAGCACAUCGAGACAGCCGUAGACAACUCAGAUGCUGUCAUCAUAACUUACAAGGGUGUACAUGAUCACGACACUCCUGUGCCGAAGAAACGACACGGCUCACCAAGUGCUCCUCUCGUGGCUGCUGCAGCACCUGCCUCCAUGAAUAAUUUGCAGUUGAUUAAACCAGGCUCGCCUCAGCAAAACCAGAAAAUUUCUACUCAAUGGUCAGUGGACACAGAAGGAGAACUAACUGGGGAAGCGUUGGAGCUUGGUGGCGAGAAAGCAAUAGAGUCAGCUCGAACUCUUCUGAGCAUAGGUUUUGAAAUUAAGCCUUGCUGAAUUCAUCAUUCAGAAAUCAGGCAGUUGUAGCAUAUAAAUUGGUUAGCCCGGUCUCUUGUAAUUUCACAGUUUCCUGUGUUUAUCCUUUAUAUUUGUUCUUGGUUUUCUUCUCAUGUAGGCUUUAGCGGAACAGUUUGUGUGUGUGUUUGCUCAGUUUGUCUGAAACAAUUUGCUAGUAGUGGAACAAAUAAUAGAAUUGAUUGGCAUAA
This is a messenger RNA of Lathyrus oleraceus (garden pea), 1954 nucleotides long. Its product is annotated as probable WRKY transcription factor 32. The transcript is spliced from 5 exons. The coding region runs from base 243 to 1745 and encodes 500 amino acids. NCBI's taxonomy places the organism in Eukaryota, Viridiplantae, Streptophyta, Magnoliopsida, Fabales, Fabaceae. Gene Ontology annotation, biological process: regulation of DNA-templated transcription. The record is from RefSeq and is a predicted model, not a curated record. Gene Ontology annotation, molecular function: DNA-binding transcription factor activity; sequence-specific DNA binding.